UAUCAUGAAUUCAAAUUCCCAUAUGCCUUUCUCUUCUGAUUUCCAUUCAACUUCCCUCCUUUACAACCUCUCUAUUUUGAAGGACAAGCUCCACCAAAUCCAAUCCGUUGUCUCCCUCGUCGUCUACGACUUUCAAAACUCGACCGAGUCCCUCCCUCGAGACUUGUCGCAGUUACCGACGGUCAACUCUCUGAUCCAGGAACUCAUCAUGGCUGCUUCUUCCAUGUUGUUCACAUGUCAAGAGAUGAAUAACUUCGCUGUGAACUCGUCGUUACAUAACGAUGUUGUCGAUAAUAAUCUCCAAGGUCUUGUUGACAACGAUAAUCGACCUUCCAUCGCCCUUCUCGACGUGGCCAACGAUCAUCGGCAUCAUCAGAAUUGGUACAACAUGACAUCUACUACUAAUAACGACGACAACGACAACAAUAGCAGUAGAGUAACGACAACGAAAACAACACAAGAUUAUCGAACUACGAUCGAUAUUGUCGAACUAGACGCGACAGAUCUUCUUGCAAAAUACACCCAUUAUUGCCAAAUUUGCGGGAAAGGGUUCAAGCGGGACGCGAACCUACGAAUGCACAUGCGAGCACACGGGGACGAGUACAAAGCGAGCGGGGCGUUGAGUAACCCGGAGAAGAGUCAUAGAAGGGAUAUGAACAUAAACAAGAAAUUAGGGACUAAAUACUCAUGUCCACAAGAGGGCUGCAGAUGGAACCAAAAACAUGCCAAGUUUCAGCCGUUGAAAUCACUGAUUUGUGUGAAAAAUCAUUACAAGAGAACCCAUUGCCCCAAAAUGUAUGUCUGCAAGCUCUGCAGCGGCAAGAAAUUUUCAGUGCUAUCAGAUUUGAGGACUCAUGAGAAACACUGUGGAGACAUGAAAUGGGUUUGUUCUUGUGGCACCACAUUUUACAGGAAAGAUAAGCUCAUGGGUCAUGUCGCUCUGUUCGUCGGGCAUGCCCCGGCAAUCAGUUCGUCGGUAAGAGCGUAG
Molecule: messenger RNA, 988 nt
Organism: Cucurbita pepo subsp. pepo (vegetable marrow)
Lineage: Eukaryota; Viridiplantae; Streptophyta; Magnoliopsida; Cucurbitales; Cucurbitaceae
Product: C2H2 and C2HC zinc fingers superfamily protein
Biological process (GO): response to aluminum ion; response to acidic pH
Source: RefSeq, a predicted model, not a curated record